AUGAGAGAAGAUACGCUUGAGAGGAUAUACGACAGACCGUAUGAGAUCUUUAGUUUAAGAAAGAGCAAUGGGGAGUUUUUUAAUAAGCUUGUCAAGUCGUUUAUAGACCCUUUGGCGAAGAAGUAUUCUGUGUUGGAUGAGAUAUAUGUAGAUGGGUUAGACUCAUCGCAGGUUUUUGGACAAACAAAAAUGGUUCUCGAUGGGGUAGGAGAGGAGUUGCUAGGGGUAAUGCUGGAGAUAAAUAGAGUGGUAGAAAAACCAGAAGAGGAAGAAGGGCAACUGGAAGAGGAAGAAGGGCAACUGGAAGACCUUGAAGAAGAGAAAGAAUCUGAACCAGAAGAAGAUGAACCGCACCAACAAUCCGAAGAAGAACUUGAAGAGGAAUCAGAAGAAAUCCCAGAAGAGCCAGAAUCGGAGACAGAAACAUUGACUGACCCUAUCCAGAAAGAUGCAUUUGGUUUGAAUGAUGGGUUUUUCGAUAUUGACCAAUUCAACAAACAAGUAUUGGCAAUGGAAAGGGAUAAUGGCGAUGACGAGAUAGACUACUUUGAUAGUUUGAGUGAAGACGAUGAGGAAGAGAUGGAUUACUACAAUGAUUUUUACGACAAGCCCGGGAAGUUCAAACCGGCCAAAGAGGAAAAAGAGUUUGAGGAGGAGGAUUAUGAUAAUGCAGUGAACUCGGCCAUGCUAGAUUUGUUUGCUGAAGAUGAGCAACCAGCAGAGAGCUUGUCGUCAUUUGAGAAACAACAAAAAUCGAUCCAAGCUGAGAUUGCCAAGUUGGAAGCUGAAUUGGUUGCAGAUAAGAAAUGGACAAUGAAGGGUGAGAUUACGUCUAAUGAGAGACCCCAAGAAUCUUUGUUGGAGGAGACCGAGAUUGCAUUUGACCGUACUGCCAAACCUGUUCCAGUAAUAACCGAGGAGUCGACCCAGACGUUGGAAGACCUUAUUCGUAAACGUAUUAAGGAGGACGAGUUUAAUGAUUUGCCCAGACGUAUAAUAACCGACAUUUCGAAAUUCCACAAAGCGCCCAAAGCUGAGGUUUCAGAGCAGAAAUCGUCCAAAUCAUUAGCUGAGUUGUAUGAGGAUGAGUAUAAUAAUGUUGAUGCGCAGCAGGAAUCGAUCAACGAAGAGGUGAAGAAACAGCAUGACGAGAUUAGCGAAUUGUUUACCAAGGUGACUCAUAAGCUUGAUGCAUUGUGCUCGGCGCACUUUAUUCCUAAACCGCAUCAGGCCAAGACCAUCGAUAUUAAGGUCAGUCCAGUGGUUAGCAUGGAAGAUGCACAGCCGUUGCAUGUAUCUAGUGAAGCGAGGUUGGCGCCACAAGAGAUAUAUAAGAUUGGUGAUGAUAAGGGUAAAGAAGUGCAGUUAAAGUCGGGGUUGUCGUAUUCGAAGGAUGAGUUGAGUCGUGACGAUAAACAGAGGUUGAGACGGGCCAAGAAGAGAAAGAAGGCCAAGGUGUUUAACGAUGCCAAGCGCCAGAAGAAGGAUAGUGUUGUGGAUACGUUGGCCAGUGCAAAGAAUGUUACGGUGAUUGGCCACAAGGGUGAGAUGAGAGAUGUUAGAGGUAAUCUUAAGAAGGAUGGGGGAGUGCAGAGCUCAAAUAGGUUUAAGUUGUAG
Candida dubliniensis CD36 is the source of this 1617-nucleotide messenger RNA. It is a transcript of the gene MPP10, whose product is annotated as rRNA-processing protein. The record is from RefSeq and is a predicted model, not a curated record. Lineage: Eukaryota; Fungi; Ascomycota; Pichiomycetes; Serinales; Debaryomycetaceae. The coding region runs from base 1 to 1617 and encodes 538 amino acids. Gene Ontology annotation, cellular component: sno(s)RNA-containing ribonucleoprotein complex; small-subunit processome; nucleus. The transcript has a single exon. Gene Ontology annotation, biological process: rRNA processing.